CUCUGGGAGGCGCGCGCUCGCAUGGCUGUUGCAGACCACAAGAGGCAAGAGGAGGAGCUAAAAAAGGCGGAGACAAAGGAGCAAGCUGCUGCUAAUAAACUCUACAAUGAAAAGAUAGCAGAAGAGAAGCAUGAGCAGCGGGCAGAGAAGAAGUCAGCGAGAAACCAGGCUAAGGCAAAGGAGCGAGCAGCCAUCGAUGCUCCCAAAGAGCAAAGACGCAAGGAUAAGGAGGCCCGCAACACUAAAAAAGCUCUUAAAUUAUCCCAAAGAGGCAAUUGCACGUCCUCAAAAGCUUCUGCAGUUAAACAGAAGAAUGUGCGUCGUGCU
Didymella exigua CBS 183.55 is the source of this 327-nucleotide messenger RNA. RefSeq lists its product as uncharacterized. NCBI's taxonomy places the organism in Eukaryota, Fungi, Ascomycota, Dothideomycetes, Pleosporales, Didymellaceae. The record is from RefSeq and is a predicted model, not a curated record. The transcript has a single exon. The annotation marks the transcript as partial.